This is a messenger RNA of Entrophospora sp. SA101, 2487 nucleotides long. NCBI's taxonomy places the organism in Eukaryota, Fungi, Glomeromycota, Glomeromycetes, Entrophosporales, Entrophosporaceae. The record is from the annotation of a GenBank genome assembly.
AUGAAAUCAUCAUCGUGCAAGUUAACUCGGAGAGAAUGCAAUAUUAAUUGGAUGCUAGCUUGUCCUGAUCCAACCCCAAUCGCAUUUUUUCGAUAUACAUUUCCAGCACAUAAAACUAAAGCGUCUGAUAAUUAUCAGAAAUCACUUGAUCUGGCUUUGAAUACGGCUAACAAUCAGGAAAUAAAAGAUAAGCUCAAAAUAAUGAAAGAAACGGUGGAUGAUGAAAAGAUUCUGCGUGAUUGGGAAUCAUGGAUGCAAGAAAAAACAGCGAUUCUUGUUCGUCGUGAUGUACAUAGUACCAAUCUUAAUCUUCACAAAGAGAUAAACACGUUGUCAUUAAACAAGGACGAAUCAUUGGCAAAAAAUACCAACUUAGAUGGUAUCGAUGAUGACGACAGUUAUAAUAACUUCAUAGAACAUGGAGAAGAAAAUCAACUAACUACUCAUCGAUCGUGGGUUCUCAAAAGUGGUACCAACGUUGGAGACGAGUUAGCAAAAUAUGUUAAGACAAUUCCUGAGGCUCAUAAAUGUUUGAACUUUAAAAAAGAAGUAAAAUUAGUUGAAUCGGACAUACCAGAUGUUGUUGAAUAUUUUUUCGAUGAAGUGGAAAAGGUAUCCAAAAAAAAUGAUGAAUAUAUUAUCAAUGCGAUUGAUGAUUUGACUCCGGAGAUGAUAGAAAAAAAUAGAAAAGUCAAAUUCAGUGAUGAGGAUAAGGAGAUCUUUAAUGGAUUAAGACGUGCCGUUAUUACCUAUGCCGAAAAUUUGAAGGAUCUUGAAGUUCCCAUAUCAGAAGCCGACUUUGACAAUUCAUUUCCAAAUAUCGGGGAAAUUGCUUGUUGGGCUUCUGCCCGUCGAAGAAACAAGGGACGCUCAAUAGUCCUCCAAGCACGCAUAGGCCAAAAGUGCAAUUUUCGGGGUACUUUGAAAAACAGCAUUAAUAACCUUGAAGCCAUUAUUGGCCUUAGAAGUGGUGGUCUCCCUGUUGCACAUCGCAAAAAAAUUCACGAGGAUAGAGUGGAUCUUUCCGUAGCAAUGCGCGAUGUUCUGUAUAAUUUUUUUAAAACAAAUCCCAAUGCAUCUGGAAAUGAGCUUCAUAGUACAUAUGUUCUUGGAAUUCAAUCGUGGGGGUGGAUCCACGAAACUUAUGGCAUGGACUGUAAGGCUACAAAUGUAUUACGCUUAGGAAGACUUUCUCAGAAAAAGAUGCCCAAUACUUUAAAAACGCUUGCAAUUCUUGAAGGCCUUUAUGCUACUAUGUCGGACAUCAAGUCUACGUUGAAAAUAAUUUGUGAUCACACAAAUGGUGUCUCACUUUCUGACUCACGUUUACAUAGAGAACGCAAAAGAAAAAUUCCAGUUUACAGCGAGCAAUCCGGAUUGUUCGGUACACCUUCAUCAAGUCCAAUAAAGAAAGUAAAACGUCAUGCAAUUAUUGUAAUAAAAAUGCAACAUUUGAUAGAUUACAGCACAUCACAUAAUUUUUAUCUAAGUUUUCCAAUCUUUUAUCACAGUGCCGAAAAUUUGAAGGAUCUUGAAGUUCCCAUAUCAGAAGCCGACUUUGACAAUUCAUUUCCAAAUAUCGGGGAAAUUGCUUGUUGGGCUUCUGCCCGUCGAAGAAACAAGGGACGCUCAAUAGUCCUCCAAGCACGCAUAGGCCAAAAGUGCAAUUUUCGGGGUACUUUGAAAAACAGCAUUAAUAACCUUGAAGCCAUUAUUGGCCUUAGAAGUGGUGGUCUCCCUGUUGCACAUCGCAAAAAAAUUCACGAGGAUAGAGUGGAUCUUUCCGUAGCAAUGCGCGAUGUUCUGUAUAAUUUUUUUAAAACAAAUCCCAAUGCAUCUGGAAAUGAGCUUCAUAGUACAUAUGUUCUUGGAAUUCAAUCGUGGGGGUGGAUCCACGAAACUUAUGGCAUGGACUGUAAGGCUACAAAUGUAUUACGCUUAGGAAGACUUUCUCAGAAAAAGAUGCCCAAUACUUUAAAAACGCUUGCAAUUCUUGAAGGCCUUUAUGCUACUAUGUCGGACAUCAAGUCUACGUUGAAAAUAAUUUGUGAUCACACAAAUGGUGUCUCACUUUCUGACUCACGUUUACAUAGAGAACGCAAAAGAAAAAUUCCAGUUUACAGCGAGCAAUCCGGAUUGUUCGGUACACCUUCAUCAAGUCCAAUAAAGAAAGAACGGACUACAAAGUUAAGUCAAACAGAAAACGCAGAGCUCAAGAAUGAAAUUGCAAAAUUAAAACGAGCUGUUAAGAAUAUUGAAAAGCAAAAUCUUCCUGCUUCUCAGGAUCAAGACCUAUCUUUAGUUAAUCAGGAUGCUUCAACAGGAUCUGAAAAAACAAUAACAUCCUUAUCAUUAUGUGAUGCAAAAACUGUGACAAAAUGUCACGAUCUUAACAAUUCUGAUACUACCUCCGAAAUACUUGAAUCAGACAAUCAAAUCGUAGAAGGUUUAAUACAAGAGAUGACCUAUGAUCAAGCAGAAAAUAUU